Sphaerodactylus townsendi is the source of this 4033-nucleotide messenger RNA. It is a transcript of the gene AFTPH, whose product is annotated as aftiphilin. Gene Ontology annotation, molecular function: clathrin binding. Gene Ontology annotation, biological process: intracellular transport. The record is from RefSeq and is a predicted model, not a curated record. The transcript has 10 exons. NCBI's taxonomy places the organism in Eukaryota, Metazoa, Chordata, Lepidosauria, Squamata, Sphaerodactylidae. Gene Ontology annotation, cellular component: AP-1 adaptor complex; trans-Golgi network membrane. Bases 367 to 3015 code for a protein of 882 amino acids.
GAGAGAAAAAGUGAGGGUUCAGCUCAGAACCGGAAGAGGGAGUGAGCAGCCUCCUUAACGGCCUUCCCGUCGCCGGAAGUGACGCGCCACUAGGAUGUGGCGAGCGGGAGGAGGGGUGCCGUCCCAACGAGCGGCAGUUAGAGCGUCGCUCGCCGCGCGGCAUGCCGGGAGAAAAUGGGCUAAGUGGGCGGCUGCGCGGGGCGGCGGGGCUGGGCUGAGGCGCUUCGGAGGGAGGAAGUGCGGGACGGAGUUGCCUUGACGGCCUCCGCCGCUCUCAGGCACCUCCUGCCCGGCUCGGCCAUGCCCAGCCCCACCGGCCCUCCAGAAGCCCUGAGGUGCAAAGGAUUCUGCUUAGAUAGCUGAACAAUGGAACCUGAGAUUAUCCGAAUGUACUCGUCAUCCCCGCCGCCUCUAGAUAAUGGAGCUGAUGAGGAGGAAGACGAGGAGUUUGGUGAUUUUGGUGGCUUUUCGGGUGACGGCAGCACUAGCGUAGGCUUUGACUUUGCAUCAGACUAUUCAAAUUCAAAGGAAGAACACAAAUCUCCAUACAACGCUGAUUUUUCGAGCAGCGUGGAUGGCAUUAUAGCCUUUACGACUGUUAGAUACGUUAACGAUGCGGACCGCGUUGCAGAACUUCCCAAUUCGAUGAAAGGGUUUCCUGACGGCCCUAGCAAAGAAAACUGUGAGUGUCGAAGUCUGGGCUCAUCGCUUGACGAAUUAAACUCAGUAGGGUUGAACAGAACUGAGAAGUCGGAGGCACCGCCCUCCGAAAUUAUUUGGACUGAUAGAAAAGCUCCCAGUCAAGACCAACAAAUAGACAGCUGUAACGGUGGGACACCUCAGUGUCCAGAAGUGCUAACGAAUGGGUUUGCAGCAUUGGACGCCGCAAAUCCUCCAGGGACAGAUAAUCCGGACAACACCAGUGACUCAAAAACGGCUCACGCUCAUAAUCCUUUGAAUUUAGAUUCUGCGCCCAGCGCGGUACAGGACUUUGCCGAUUUUGCCACGUUCUCAAACAAACCGACAACCCAGGUAGAAGAAACAGGAAAUAAAAUAUGCAAAAAUUCUAAAGGAUCAGAAAGCGUGCGGGAAAGCAAUACUAUAAAUAGCACUGAACAGAGGGAAUCUAUGAAGGAAGUGGCUUCAGAUAGAAGCCGUGAACAUGAAGGGGGGGCUUGCGUUGAAGGUGAACCGGUCUGCAUUUCAAAAACUAAUGUAGCGAUCCACGAAGGCUCCGAGGGUGAGCCGGAAAGUACAGCACUGGACAGUGUCCAUGUUUUCUCUUCCAUGCGAACAAAUGUGAAUCCAGGAGGCACGACAGAAGGUAUUGAAGGCAGAGAAAAGCAGGACGCCAGAAUUAGCCAAGAAAGUGACUUUUCUCAAACUGGUGGAACUGCAAGUCCACUAAACCUUAAUGUAAAUAGUGUUCAAGAUCUUAGCAGUUUUCCCGGAGAAGGGCAUUUUUCUGAAAUGGGGAAGAACAGUGAAAGUGAACAUAGACGGGCCUCAUCUAGUGACUUAAAUGAAGAUGACUUUGGCGACUUUGGCACAGUAAGUAGUAGGUCUCCUGCAUUUGCGGAUGGGGGUCAAGUUUUGGCGAGCCAUGAACAUUUUCAAAACCCUUUUGAAGAAAAAAACAACAAGCCGAGUAAUGAAUGUGGAGACCUCCUAGGUAGAAGUGGUGAAAAUCAGCCCUCGGUCAUGGUCGCGCCUUCGGAACCGGAUGAGAUUUCCCUCUCUGGGUUGGCAGAAUGCCAGAGAGCUGGUUCGGGUUCCGGCACCGAGGUCCGGCCUCCGGCAGAAGGGGAAAACGGGAGUGAUCGUGAGUUCGGAGACUUUGAUUCGGUAACGAAACGGGGCCCCGAUGCUGACGAGUUUUCCGACUUCAGCUCAGCUGGUUGUAACCAAGCGACCGAGUGGAACGCCUUUGCGUCUGAGCCAGAGGAGAGCUGUUCUUGGGCUGCUUUUGGAGACGAGCAGGUCGACGCAUCUCCUCCUAAGAAAGACACGUGGCUGGCACAUAGGACAGACGCAACAGCUGGCGCUGAUGACUCAGCACUGUGUAACACGGACAGUGUUUCUGUAACAUCUUUCCAAGGAAGUGGCAGCAGGCAACUGCAUGAAUUGCCACCUGCAACCCAGACAACGCUGUUGAGUCGUCUAGAACGAAUAUUCGAGGUCUGUUUUCCUGGGGUACCCGUUUCUGAAAUAGAAGAAGAGAUUACUCCUCUGAAUUUCUUACUAGAGGAUGGUAAUGCACCUGGACGGCCACAGGGGACCGUGGGAGAAAGAGAGCUGCUGGAUGUGUGGGCGGAGCUUCAGGACAUCCACGAUGCAUACGGUCUGCGCUACCAGUGGGGUGGUUCUCACAGCAACAAAAAGCUGCUCUGCUCCUUAGGAAUCGACACGAGAAACAUACUCUUCACAGGCAACAAGAAGCAACCUGUUAUAGUUCCCAUGUACGCAGCGGGAUUGGGUAUGUUAGAGCCUACGAAGGAACCUCUGAAACCCAUAUCUGCGGCAGAGAAAAUAGCUUCAAUAGGACAGACUCCCCCCGUCUCACCAGAGAUGAAUAUCUGUGCGGCUGAUCAGUUCCAGGAAUCUCUACCACCUGUCCAGUUUGACUGGAGUAGCAGUGGCCUUACUAACCCCUUAGAUGCUAGUGGAGGUUCCACUCUUCUGAAUCUUGAUUUCUUUGGGCCCGUGGAGGACAGUAGCUCUUGCUCCACCACCACCACCAUCCCAGGUGUGGAUCCAGAGCUGUACGAAUUGACAACGUCCAAGCUAGAAACAGCCAAUGCGACCAGCAAAGUGACUGAUGCAUUUGCAAAGCUCAUGUCCACCGUAGAGAAGGCGAGCGCAUCGGCCAGAAAGCCCAGAAAGGAAGAACGGCUCAGCGAAGAGGCCGCCCAGGUGAUUGCUAGCCUUCCUGACUUAACUUUCAUGCAUGCCAAGGUGUUGAUGUUCCCGGCCACGUUAACACCUUCAGCAAGUUGCCAAGACCAGGUAGACUAAGUGAGGAGGGGAUUUGGACCAUUUCUACUGAUUUGUGGUCCUCCCCGCCCCCCUUUCUGAGUCCUCUAAAAAGUAAUCUUUGCUUUCCUGAAAAAUUCGAGUUCAGCUGAUUUGUUGGUAAGCAGCACUAGAACGGUAUACAUAGAUAUGUAUAUUUAUUUACAUACUGGAGUCCUAAAUUUAUAUUAGAAAAAAAACCAAGUGUAAAUAACUGGGGAGGGUUGAAUCUUUUUUGAAGAUUUAUCCUUUUUUUGUGCUGGGGUGUAAACAUUUACGUCUUUGUGGAAUACACUGGUGGUGUCCUUCUUACAAAACUUUAUAAACAUUUUAAAAAAAUGAAAACUUCCAAUCGUUGCUCUCUGUGAAUUUCCCUGUCAAAUGUUUUCUUUUCAGAAUGCAUUGCAUUUCCCCCCCUUUUUAUGAAUACAUGUUUGCUAAAUGAGCCGAAAAAGGGUUAGGGUCUUUCAGUGGUUUUGUUUGAUCCAUCAAAUAAAAGGCUUUUUUUCUUGUGGGGUGGGAGGUUGAUUUUUUUUAAACAGUUUCCUGACUUCUGGAAGUAUGAAUUGAUCUUUGGCUCUCACGAGGUUUACUAUCCUGUUUAGCACUGCCUAAAUACUUGAUUUGGGGGAUCUGUUUUGUUAAAAUCUAUUUUGGUUUGGAAUGGAAGGACCAAAAAACUAUCUGAAUGUCUUACAAUGAAAUAUACCUGUUACAGUUUGGGUUCGUUCGGUUUUUUUUGUUUGUUUUUUUGUACCACUAUUCUUUCUGUUUGAUUUUUGCACAGUGUAAAUUGACAUAAUCAUAGACUGCUAUGGUUUAGGCUAUAUGUACAGUAAAACUAUGGGUUAUAAAUGUUUGGGGAAAUUCCUAUGGAAAAAAGAGAAUGCUAUGUAGAACAACCUCUGACAAGGUUUAUGUGCAUGCUCAAGGUUUUGUUUGUUUUUUUUGAAAUUUCAGUGUAUAAAUUUCCUCUUAGCUUACACAAAAUAAAAAAAUAAAAUUAUAUAUAGUCUGUUAA